AUGGAGGCGAUAGGCGGCUCAAGCGGCGGGUAUGGUUUGGAGAGGAGAAGUUGGGCGGCAGAGGUGGGCUCUGGACGGGCGGGGGAUGGCUUGUUGGGUUCGUCUGAGGUAUCAUCGGCGACGAAGGGGUUAUCCGGCGGUGGAGGGGGAUUUUUUGUUUUGCUUUUUGGUACCUGUGUGCGAUCCAUGUUUUCGCUAGAGCUCCGAAUGAGAGGGCAUUUUGGUCAUUCUAUCGGGUACCUUGGGGACGGAAUAAGUCAAGAGGUACUGAAGAAGGGACCACGCGACGUCGCAUAUUAA
This is a messenger RNA of Striga asiatica, 300 nucleotides long. The record is from the annotation of a GenBank genome assembly. Lineage: Eukaryota; Viridiplantae; Streptophyta; Magnoliopsida; Lamiales; Orobanchaceae.